Messenger RNA from Thlaspi arvense, 1476 nucleotides. Lineage: Eukaryota; Viridiplantae; Streptophyta; Magnoliopsida; Brassicales; Brassicaceae. The record is from the annotation of a GenBank genome assembly.
AUGGGAGCGUACAACGAAGACCUAAAUUUGCCGGUGUACUCCGCCGGCGUUCCGACGGACGAGCCCCGGUUCAGCAAGCAUGUGUACGACAACGUUCAUGGAAAUAUAUAUCUCGAUCCUGUAAGUUUGCUUAAACUCUCUCCGUUUCCUGUUUCCGUCGUUCCUAAUCGUUCUAUGUCAUACGUACUAAUACUCCAUCUUGAUUUGCAGCUUUGUUUGAAAUUCAUUGACACAGAGCAGUUUCAGAGGCUUCGUGAACUAAAGCAGCUUGGAGUGACGAACAUGGUUUAUCCUGGAGCUGUGCAUUCUAGAUUUGAGCACUCUCUAGGCGUCUAUUGGCUUGCAGGCGAAACUGUUCAGAGGCUUAAAAAUUUCCAGGGAAUGGAGCUUGAUAUUGAUAAAUAUGAUCUUCAGACUGUGCGACUUGCUGGACUACUCCAUGAUAUUGGCCAUGGGCCUUUCAGUCAUAUGUUUGAGCGUGAGUUCCUCCCAAAGGUCAUAAGUAACUCGCAGUGGUCUCAUGAGUCAAUGUCCAUAAAAAUGAUUGACCAUAUCGUUGACACACAUCAUAUCGAUGUUGAUGCACACAUGCUGAAAAGAGUGAAGGAUAUGAUCCUAGCUAGUACUGAAUUUUCACAGCUGAGAAGCAAUGCAGAGAAACGUUUCCUGUAUGACAUCGUUGCUAAUGGUCGAAACGGGAUUGAUGUGGACAAGUUUGACUACCUUGUCCGUGAUUCUCGAGCUUGUGGACUGGGAUGCAAUUUUCAGUUUCAAAGACUGACAGAGACGAUGAGAGUCAUGGACAAUGAAAUAUGCUUUCGUGCUAAGGAGUAUCGUAAUGUCCACAAGUUGUUUUCAACUCGAGCUGAUCUCUAUCGAACGGUCUACACGCAUCCAAAAGUAAAGGCAAUAGAGCUUAUGAUCGUAGAUGCCAUGGUGAAAGCCAACGAUUACUUAGGGAUUUCUUGUAACAUUGAUGACCCAUCUGAAUACUUGAAGUUGGACGAUACAAUCCUCAAAACCAUUGAAAUAGCUCCAGAUCCAGAACUUGCAGAAGCUAAAGAGCUGAUUCUCCGCGUUCGCAGAAGGCAGCUGUACCAAUUCUGUAACGAGUAUGCGGUUCCAAAGGACAACAUCGAACAUUUCAAGUCCGUCACUGCCCAAGAUAUCAUCUGCUCGCAGAAGCAUACAAGCUUAACAUUGAAAGAAGAAGAUAUCGCUGUUACAAACGUGAAGAUUGAUUUAGCUCGUGGAAGAGAGAAUCCUCUGGAAUGCAUCAACUUCUUCAAGGAUUAUGAGAGUGAAGAGAAGUUUGUGAUACCUGACGAACGUGUUAGUCACUUGUUACCAACAACAUAUCAAGACAUGAUAGUAGAAGCAGUUUCUGAGGCGUUCGAGAACUUCCAAAUGAGAACGUAUGGAAUCAAAGCUCAAGUCCACGAAACGCCUGAGAAAAAGAAACGGCGCGUGAUGUGA